Messenger RNA from Hylaeus anthracinus, 8472 nucleotides. RefSeq lists its product as uncharacterized. Gene Ontology annotation, cellular component: plasma membrane. Bases 1 to 3063 code for a protein of 1020 amino acids. The record is from RefSeq and is a predicted model, not a curated record. NCBI's taxonomy places the organism in Eukaryota, Metazoa, Arthropoda, Insecta, Hymenoptera, Colletidae. The transcript is spliced from 4 exons. Gene Ontology annotation, molecular function: stretch-activated, monoatomic cation-selective, calcium channel activity. Gene Ontology annotation, biological process: calcium ion import across plasma membrane.
AUGCGGCUCGCGCCGCCCGGAUUCACGGGACCACCCACGUCGAACGACCAGAGCAACGGGAACGACGAUCGUACGUCCACGAGCUUGCCUUUCGAGCUUUCUACGCGCGAUCCCUUGCGUACCCGCGGCCUCGAGAAUGAUCCCGGCUGGCAGCAGCCGUCGCGAAAGGGAUCGCGUCGUCGCUGGUCCUGUAAUCGGCUCGAGUCGGUACGGGACGGGCCUGAAAUCGGAAACGCCACUGCCUUUAACGUCUCGCACGGUUACGUUACCCGUCGCGCGCUACCAAACCACGACCACGGUGCUCGCGAUCGUUCCGCGUCGCGCGGAUCGAGGCCGCGGUCCUCCCACGGCAAGAAGGCGAGAACAAGAUGGAAACGAGACACGGAACUCGUCGAUCGCUCUCGGAUUCCUAUCGCGAACGCCACAAACGUUACCGCUGUCGCCGCGUUCGCUUACACUGCCUACAACGACGCCGAGAACGCCGACGGGGACACCGACGUCUCGAGGACCACCGCGUCGCCUCCUCACCGCCGCGGCCCUCGCGAUAAGGACAACUCUCGAGGGGAGCCGAUACGUCGCGAUACGGAGUUACGCGGACGUUCCCGUCGAGGCACGCGUGCUGGAACCACGAAUCGCGACUACACUGCCCGGUUCCAGGAGCCGAUCGCCAACAGGGGACGACGACCCGAGCUGCGAGCGACGAGCGGACCAACGAGGCUGUCCAAUUCGCACGGUAGAAAGUACGGGUUGCUCUUCGUCUUGUAUCUGCUGGCUUGGCCUCUGGUGUCUUCGACGAAUCCCUCCGGACAAUUCGCCACGGGGUUCGCUCAGAGUCCAUCCCUCGGUCCCCUCGAGACUUUGCCGCGGCGCAACGUCACGCAAAUCACGCCUCAGCAGCAGCAGCAGCAGCAGCAACAGCACGGCCGCGAUUUCGGCGACGACGACGGGCAUCGUCGUCGUGCUCGCCACGAGGAAAAACAGCAGCAAGAUCAACGGGAGACGGAGCUGGAAGAAUCGUUGUCGUAUCAAGAUCAGCAGGCGUUCAUCGACACCGAGACGACGCAUCCUUACAACGAAUACAGCUGGGAGGUGAACCAAGUGAAUCCUUGGUUAUCGGCCUGCGACCUGGCGGGACCAGCGCCGGCCGAUCUUCAGGGUAGCUGCGGUCCACCCGAGGUGCCCAAGAAUUGCCCGUCACCCUGCGCGGUCACCGCUGGGGGAAAGGGCACGGACGUGUUUCAGCAGGUGAUCGAGAAGGUCGAGGUCACCGAGGGGAGGCCCUGGUCGGUUGACGAGAACGGGAAACGUUUCAACGUUGGAACGAAGACGGGACACGCUCGUGGGAUGCCCGAGGGCGUACGGACGGCUCCGGAACAGUGCCUUUUUUAUCUCGAGGAGUCGCAUAAGAGGGACAUCUGUCGGGAUGAUUUUGGCCGGAGCAGUACGCGAAGUUUUUUAACCCCGAGGGAGAAUCGAUAUUGGUUCAUGAGCGGGUUGCGUCUGCGGCACUGCUGCGAGCACGCGGUGGUCAACGCCCUGGCACCCGGCAAGGGCGGUCCGCUCGAGAACGUGCUAAAUGGUGGCCAGAAGUGCGCCGAUGCCCUGGACAAGCUGUUGCUCGUCGAUGCGUUAGCCGCGAGAUUACAUUGUGAGUUCGAGGAAGUGCUGGCGCGUUACGACUGCGCUCAGCCCUAUUCGGUCAUCUUCAACUGCACCCAUUGCAAGGAGGCGUAUAGAAAAUGGGUGUGCAGCUCCCUGGUGCCUUACUUUGCUCACGGGGGACCGCAGGACUUGGAUACCUUGGAGAACAGCUGGGUCGGAAGCAGGCUUAGGCCCUGUCGGUCCUUCUGCCAAUCCGUGGAGCAACGUUGUCCUUACUUGCUUCCGGGUGACCGUGCCCCCGCGUACCCCACCCAAUACGCUGGCGAACCCACCUUUCUUUGCAGAGAUCCAAACAUCCCCGAGACCGGAGGGCAAGCCUCGAGGGCGUUGCAUAGCAGCGAGGAGGGCGAGUGCUGUUUCCAUGUGUGCUCCGAGGAGAAACCAGGAUCGGGCAUCUGCUGGAAUUGCACGGAUCGGGAGCCUAGGAAGCGCGGGAGAAGCCACGAUCCACCGACGGCGCCCCACUGCGAGAUUAAUCCUAUUCAACCAGCUUCCACAGGUAUGCAGUACCCACAGUCAACGUCCACAACCAGCGGCGAAGACGGCGAAGAAGAGGACUCGUCGAUGUCGCCACUGUCCCCCUCCAACACGCUGCAGCAACAACAGGGGACCUCGUUGUGCGGCAGCGGCGGGGUAGGCUCGAUGCCCAUGGUCUCGUCGUCCAAUCGACCAUCGCCCUCGAUCCUCCUCCGGCUGCUCUGGCUGUGCUCGUUGUUGGCCAGCUUCCUCGCCACCGUUCGAAAGGUCCCCGUUCUCUGGAUCACGUGGGUCUUCCACGGGUUGAUCGCCGCCCUGGUGGACCGUCAGUCUCGAGGAACGGGCCGCGCCUUGGGUCUCGUCGCAUCGUUGCGUCGUCGCAGGGGUUGUUGUCACGUCGGGGCGCGUCACUGUGCGAAGUGGAUGCUCGAAAAGUGGGUGAUGGUCGAACGUCGUUGCAGGGGCUGGUGGUGCUGGUGCUGGUGGUGGUGGAGGUGGCGACGACGGAAAUCACGAGCAGCCCCGAUGUCGCGUCGUAAGCGUCGUCGUCACUCUCUCGAUGGGGUCUCGUGUCGUCUUUCGACGGCGAGUCGCGGCGACGGAGGCGCGAAUCGCGCUCGAAGACCUUGCGACGAGUGCCGCGGUUGCACGUCGACGCUGAUCGGUCGCUGGACGCGUGAUCUCGGGGUGAAGUGUCGUUGGUGGUGGUGGUGGUGGUGCUGGUGGUGGUUGUGCCGACGGUGGAGGCUGCGGGGACGAUCGAUCGUCGGUCCACGGUUCGUCGAAGAGGAUCAAACAGGGGAUCGUCGUCGCGCGUCUCUGCGAGGAAGCGAAAGAGGCGACGAGGGGCCAGACGGCGAUGUUUGGCGUUCCGCGGCGAGACGGCGAUGCUUGGCGUCGUCGUUGAGGAAGGAUCCGCCAUAGGGGACGGCCUCGGGGAGCGCAGAUGCGCGAGACGCAGAUUUUUUCUAUCGGUAGCCGGAGCUCCAGUCGAGAAGGACUCGCGGUGUACCUUACACAGGAUUCCGGGCCCUCGUGAAAGGGUCGCGGGAGCAACGAACGCGCGUGCCUCUUACGCGUCGAGGGCGAAGGAUCGGGGCACGACGGGGAACCGAUUCGGAAACGGUGAAGAGAGACGAGGCUUGGAUGCGAGAGGAAGAAAUUUCGAUUGCGCUUCGAGGGAGAUCGGGGUUCGAACAACGGGAUGGGGGAGGGGAGGAAGACUCGCCAGGGGACGAUGAACUUGGACAUCGAACGACGAGAAGACGCGCCGAAGACGCACACCCGGGUUCAGUUCCCCUUGGAAUUUAGGGAAACGUCGAGGACAAACGGAAACGAUGGAACCGUGACAUACACACGCAAAAAAAAAAAAACACGUCUGUCGCGAAUAAUAAUGAUAACAAUAAUACAAUAAUAAUUGAUAAAAUUAAAAUAAUUAACGAUGAUCACGAUUAUAAUGGUAAACGAUAAACCGACGAUGAUGAUCACCAUUUUGGGGGAACGACGAUACUAAAAAACGCAGAGAUAUAUUGAUGCUGAUUAUACCGAUGAUAAAGAUGAUGAUGUUGAUGACGAUACGAAGACGAAGAUAAAUGAUGACGAUGAUGAUGGGUGAUGACGAAGAUAAUGAUGAUGAUAAUUGAAUAAAAUAAAUAGCUAACGAAUAAUAAUAAUUGAAUAAUGAAGUAAAUAAUAACGGUUAAAUAAUGGAGUAACGAUGAAGAGGAAAAAAAAACCGAUAAAAGUAAUGUUAACGUAAACGAUAGAAUGAUUACAAUACAACUAUUAUUAUACAUUCAAAGAUACGUCACAUAAGUACACACACGCAUACAUAAACGAUACGAAACUGGUGAAUUGAAGAGUACGGCACGUUGAAAUCGGUAUAUUGAAAUUGUCGACGAAGAGGAGAGGGAUCGGUGGACGCGAAUCCUGUGCGAAUGUGCUAACACGGGAGCGAAUGGGAUGUGCGAAUGCGAAGAACACAAAAUGGCGGGCGAGAACGCGACCGGAUGAGACAAAAUGGCACACGCAAGGGGCAAGCAUGCAAGUAUGAGUAAUUAACGAUUGACGAAAACGACAUUGUUCAGAAAAAAGUAACACACACACACACACACACAAACACACAAACAGAGGCAGACAGACAGAGGAAGACACACUAAACGCGCAAAAAGCUUCACACGAAAGCACAAACACGCAUACAAGACAUAGGUAAAUAGUCUUUUGGUCGUGAGACUAGCGGGAAAACGAGGACGGGAAACAAAUAACGGUGUGGGGCGAAAGGGGGCAAGAAGUUUUGCGGAAACGGCACGAGGAUAAAUAAACACGACGUUAUCGAGGUAUAAUAUGUGUUCGUUUAGACCUUACAAUAAAUAAAUAACUAUUAUAUUAAUAUAGAGACGUAACGAUACGAAGUAAAAGAGGAGCGUGCGAGAGAACGUGGAUGGGAGAGCAUGUCGGAGCGAAUGACUAAAAGAAGAGCGAGAGGGACGAGCGCGGAAACGUACGGGGGAAACGCAAUCGAGUAGAAACAAGAAAAACCGUAGCAAGCUGACGGAUUUUUUUAUAGACAAGAAAAGGGAAUCAUUUCAAAGAAAUAUUGCCAAAAUAGCGAUACUGUAAACAAAAAAAGAAGUUCUUUCUUCCAGGUGGCACCUCUUCUUCUCCAUAGUUCGCGUGGCUUCGAAUCGGAAACGAGAAGUUAGAACGCGUCGCCAUUUUCGUUUUCGCGAACCGGCGGGCCCCGUAGUUACACAGUCGGUCUCGAACUCGUGCGUUCAUACGUCACCGGUGGUUAAAUCAGCGGUGCCAAAACGAAACCAGUUGCUCCAACGCGAGUCCAAUGCUUUUCUUUUCUUUUUAACGGGGGAUUGGGAAAAGAUUACGUCGACGUUCGAGAAUCAGGCUGCCUGCGAAACAAAACGGAGUCACAGAGAGGUGAAACGGUUCGAGUGAAAAAUGACAAUGGAGGGGGAAGUAGCUUAUAGAGCGAAAAACGUAUGAAAGCGCUCGAGCUGGCGAGGUUCUCGACGCCGGGGAACAAAAGUCAGGUUAAAAAAAAGGAAAAGAAAAGAAAAAAGAAGGAGAAGAAAUACGGGAAAAAGCGCGAAUCGAAGCUGGCUCUGGGGCAAUUUAGAGACGUAUUUGCAAUCGGGAAAACCGAUGUGGUCUUACCUCGGAAACCGGAAACUGGCGAAGUACCCACGAACCCAGUGGCAGCGUGAAUCGUCUUUUCUCUCGUCGAGUAUUCCUACUCCCAUUUUUAUAUUGUAUCGUAUAAUCACUCAACUCCAGAUACGUCCGACUAGGUAUUUUUAUUUCUAAAAAAAUGAUCUUUGCCAUCCUGCUUGCAUAGACCCAUGAAAAUGUUAGAUAUCGAAAGUAUCAGUACGGAUAAUAGUUCUAUGUACGAUUCGUUGGUAAUGGAACGUCACGCGCGACGUCAUAGUGAUCUUUUUCCGUGUUUCAUAAAAAAAAAAAAAAAGAACGUGGGAGAACCAGAGAGAGUCGCGGGAUAGCAAGCGAAGCCACGGGUUACUGCAGCGGGAAGAAGGGGGGUGGGGCGGGUAGGGGUAGGCAGAUGGUAAAAAGAGAGAAGUAGAGAAUCGUCGUCGUCGUUGUUGUCAUCGUAAUUGCAGGAAAUCAAGCACGAGAUGCAGGGCGUGUCCUACACAGGUAUACACGUACAUACACGCAACACGUGCACGCACGCACAAACCCACAAAACGUACACACUUGACACACACACAUACACGCGUACACACGGGUGGAGGGUACGCACACACAUUGGAGGUGUGCGUUAAUUACGUUGUUAAACAUUGUCCAAUACAUAAUUGUUACUAAUUUACAUUUAUAAGAUGAACGAGAGAGACGCGAGAAAGAGACAGUGCGCACGCGAAAGACGACGCGAACGACUCAGCAGAGAUGGGCUGAGAUUCUCGUCUGGAUAAACCACGAAUAACUGACAGAGGUUUAAACAGCUUUCCAUUCCUCAUUUGUUCCGCAAAAAUUGCAAUCUGAAUUAGCCACGGGACGAUGCUCGGAUGCUAUAUAAAAACCUUCGAAUUAUGAACGACAGCCGAACGAUUGUUGAACGAUUCUUGGUAAGCUGUUUUUUAUUUUUAGUAUCCGAAACAGAGUUCUGUCCAUCUCUGAGCGAAAAGAGUGAGUCGACGGAGAAACCAUAUAAACAUUAUAAAUAUAUAAAUAUAUACAUAAAUAUUGUAACGAAAUCGAGCGGAGGGGCGACGGGAAUGAAAGCGGGACGAACGGUACACGGACUUUCGGAUGCACGUUCGUGUAUGAAAUAUGUGCGUGUGCGUCACGAGAGUAUUAGCAAAGGGAGAUCCCCCGAUGUCCGCGAUUGCUUUUACGUGCAAUCUUUGCGCUCGAAACGCACGAUACUGCUGCGUGCGUCGAUAACAACGAGAGAGAGAGAGAGAGAGAGAGAGAGAGAGAGAGAGAGAGAGAGAGCAUGUGUGCGUUUGGACGGAGUAGCGUCGUCGAUCGAAGGAAAACCAUGAUCAACGACACCCGCAAGGGGCAAACCCAUCUGUAUCCCUUCGACAUCCUUUCGCAGGACGAUGGAGCGUAGGUCCCGUAUGUAUAAAAUAUUAGGCGUAGAUACUUGGUCAUUUUCAAGAUAUAAAUACAGUAAAGACUGGAUAAAUAUGCAAAAUGACUAUCUCCACCACUGGUGGGCGGUUCCCCUUAGCGAGCGAGCAGUGUAAUUUGAUUCUAACCGAUUGAUACGUUUCUGCUGGCUUCUGUCGACUACUUUUUCCCCUUGGACAUCUUUCUUUAUCUUUUUCACGUUCAACGGUGGCAAAUGUAUACACAGAAUAGAAACUCCGACCGAGUAUUAUAGUUGCGGGUCCCGAUUUUCCUGCAGUUAUCCAGUCUUCGCUGUAAUCGAAGUUCAAUAUAAUCGCAAUCGAUCAACUACGCUUAAUAUUCUACAGGACCAAGGACCUAUACUCCUUCGUCUUACGCAAAUGUGAUUCAAUCGAAGAGGGACAGAUCGGGCCCUUCCCUCGUUGGGAAACAAACUCGCGAGAACAAAGAAGCGCGUGGCCCACGCCGACGAAACUCGAGACGGCCACGAGGAAACCGACGCGUCGCCAUUUUCAGUUCUAAAGGAGCUGUCACGCCAUCCGUAUUUCCGUUCGAACGGCAAGUAGAUCAGAACACGUGAGAAAACAUUCUCCAAUCGAAUCGAGAACGAGCAGUGACGAGAAAAUUCAAGCGUUAAUCUAAAAAAGAGAAGGAAAAAGUAAAGAUAGUAUCGAUGGAAGGUUGUAUCAAUGCAAGGUUGUCUGUAUCGAUGCAAGGUCGUUCGUUAACCAUGGCCGACGGCUUCGAACUUGCAACGUCGAUCCUCUUGGACGAUUCUAGAAUCGAUCUCGCGAGAUCCCAGGUUUCAUUCGUCGUUUCUCCUCUCUUCCUGCCGCCUCGAAGCGUUCACGUUUUCUUCGUCGGCCGCGCCGCUCGACUUCCGGUCGGUUUCUUCCCUCGCGUCGCCCACGAAGACCGUCGUGUCGCUCUUUCGGAUCUUCGUAGGACGAGCGGAGUCGUAAUUGAACGACCUCGUCGAGAAACUCCGGGCUUUGUCGUUCCCGUGGACCGCGUCCCUCGUUCGUUCGUUUGCCUAGAAAAUGAUAAGCAAUGUUCUUGGACCAUUAACGAAACAAACAAACAAAAAAUUGAUAAAAUGAUAAAAAAAAAAGAAGCAGACGGAAUAAUAAGAAUAUAAGUAGCCAGGAGAGAAUGGAAUUCUCGGCCGCGCGCGAUCGUUGAACCAGAAGGAACACGAAUUUUCAGGGUUCUUCGUCAUUUCCACAGAAUUUUUAAUUCUCUCUUAAUUUUCUAGGGUUUUCUCUAAAUAUCGAUUCAUCGUAAGUUCUCCCGUUUCUUCGCGUUCGUUUUUCUUGAUUCUUCGCAAAUUUUCCGAUUCGCCGAACUUUCUUGAAUUUUCCGGUUCUUCUCGUAACUCUGUUCGUCCCACGAGUUUUCAGUAUAUUGCUCCCGAAUUGUACGCAGUUUUCCCGAAUUUUCCGAGGUUUUCCCGAAUACUCCGAGGUACGCGUCCCCGGCCGAUUUGAAAUUCCGCACGACUUCGGGACGAGCGUCGCACGGAGUCCUUUCAAACUGUCGUUAGGCACGCGAAAUAUGCGCCGCAAGCGAAAGAAAAUCGACGAACUCGAGGAGAAUAUCGAGUGCGAUUCGUUCGGACGCGCGUCGAACCACGUGUACGCUUUAAUCGGCGUCGGUUGUUCUCUUGCGAUCCAUCGAGCAUUCGCGAUCUUUUUCAUUUUUUUUUCCUUUUUAUUUUUUUUU